AUGGUUGAUGAUCGACUUGAGACCCAUAAGCCAGAUAUCAUUGAUCCAGAAGUGGAGGCGGUGCCCGAGCAGGGUCUUAUAAAUAUACUAAUCAGAAAUUCCAGAACGCUCUGUGAAUGUUGUCGACCGGCAACGCGCUUAUCUACUCGCAGUCCCACCGCCAUCCGCGCUUCACAAUCCACCAGGGAUAUGGAUGAAGCUAAUGGA
Molecule: messenger RNA, 207 nt
Organism: Brenthis ino (lesser marbled fritillary)
Lineage: Eukaryota; Metazoa; Arthropoda; Insecta; Lepidoptera; Nymphalidae
Source: the annotation of a GenBank genome assembly